CACCGCCGUUGAAUCCGAGGCUCGAUCUCGGGUUCGGCAGUUGAUCGGCUCUGUCGAUUCGAUUUAUCUCUCUCCUCGGUAAUCACCAUCAACAGCGGAGCCUUCUCUAUAUCGCAAGCAGGUGAUCAAGGAUUUGUCACCCGGACGUAAGAAAUUGGAAAGCAAAUUGCUACAUGGCUGGACUGCCACCUGAAGGAUCUCAAUUUGAUGCACGCCAAUAUGAUGCCAAAUUGAAUGAGCUGCUGUCAACAGAUGGUCAGGAAUUCUUUACAUCAUACGAUGAGGUUUAUGAUAGUUUUGAUGCCAUGGGGCUUCAAGAAAAUCUUCUGAGGGGCAUUUAUGCUUAUGGUUUUGAAAAGCCCUCUGCAAUUCAACAAAGAGGAAUCGUUCCCUUCUGCAAGGGGCUUGAUGUAAUUCAGCAAGCACAAUCGGGAACAGGAAAAACUGCAACUUUCUGUUCUGGAAUUUUGCAGCAGCUUGAUUAUGGGUUGGUUGAAUGCCAGGCUUUAGUUCUUGCUCCAACUCGAGAACUAGCACAGCAAAUUGAGAAGGUCAUGCGUGCACUUGGUGACUACCUGGGUGUGAAAGUUCAUGCAUGCUUUGGAGGAACCAGUGUUCGUGAGGAUCAACGGAUUCUUUCAACUGGGGUUCAUGUUGUUGUUGGUACCCCAGGUCGUGUGUUCGACAUGUUACGAAGACAAUCACUCCGUCCUGACUACAUUAGGAUGUUCGUACUGGAUGAGGCAGAUGAAAUGCUUUCACGUGGUUUCAAGGACCAGAUCUACGACAUCUUCCAGCUGCUUCCUUCUAAAAUCCAGGUCGGGGUCUUCUCUGCCACAAUGCCUCCUGAAGCCCUUGAGAUAACCCGCAAGUUCAUGAACAGACCUGUGAGGAUCCUUGUGAAGCGAGAUGAGCUCACCCUUGAGGGUAUUAAGCAGUUCUAUGUCAAUGUCGAGAGAGAAGAGUGGAAGCUUGAGACACUCUGUGAUCUUUAUGAGACUCUGGCCAUCACUCAGAGUGUCAUCUUUGUGAACACCCGGCGCAAGGUUGAUUGGCUUGCUGACAAGAUGAGGAGCAGGGAUCACACGGUCUCUGCCACACAUGGAGACAUGGAUCAGAACACUAGGGACAUUAUAAUGCGUGAAUUCCGUUCUGGUUCCUCCCGUGUUCUCAUCACCACUGAUCUACUUGCUCGUGGUAUUGAUGUCCAGCAAGUCUCGCUGGUCAUAAAUUACGAUCUGCCAACCCAACCAGAGAACUAUCUUCACCGAAUUGGACGAAGCGGACGUUUCGGAAGGAAGGGUGUUGCGAUCAACUUUGUCACUCGUGAUGAUGAAAGGAUGUUGUUCGAUAUUCAGAGGUUCUACAAUGUUGUCAUUGAGGAGCUGCCAUCAAAUGUUGCUGACCUCCUAUGAUGAGUUUGUGUUAAUAUAGUAUUUAAAUUUUAUGUUUGUAGGGUUUUCUUUUUCGAAUGCUAUUCUUGUCAAACUUAAUCCUACUGUCCGGUGGUUAUGUGUUCGGACCAUUUGCUCUGACGGUGAUCUGAAGCAAACUUAUUUUUAACCCAUCUUUGCAAGUUUUU
Phoenix dactylifera (date palm) is the source of this 1582-nucleotide messenger RNA. NCBI's taxonomy places the organism in Eukaryota, Viridiplantae, Streptophyta, Magnoliopsida, Arecales, Arecaceae. The record is from RefSeq and is a predicted model, not a curated record.